UGGGUGGUGGAGUCACCGUCACCAAACUGGUCACACCACCGUCGACAUAGCCCACUGUCUGCUGGGAUGAAGCUCGCUACCAGAGACCUACAGAGAUCGAUACAAAUCUAAGAUCAUUCUAUUAUCUCCUCGAAACGUCAACUUACCAAAAUUCUGUUCGUAGAAGAAGACAAGAAAGAGCCGCGUGGCCAAAAUGAUGGAAGAAAUCGACAGAUUUCAGGUGCCGAGCGCGGUGCAGGAGGCGGAGAUGCAGGCUGAGAUGCAGCCGCUGGACCCGGCCUCGUCCACGGCCUCAGAGGCUGACUCAGACACCAGAGAGGGGGAUCCUGUCACCAUCAACUACAAACCCUCACCUCUGCAGAUGAAAAUAGAGAAACAGAGAGAGUUGGCCAGGAAGGGGUCAUUGAAGAACGGCAACACUGUAGGAAGUCCGGUCAACCAGCAGCCCAAGAAGAACAAUGUCAUGGCCAGAACACGGUUGGUAGUACCCAAUAAAGGCUAUUCCUCUUUAGACCAGAGCCCCGAUGAGAAGCCCCUGGUGGCCCUAGACACAGACAGCGAUGAUGACUUCGACAUGUCGAGAUACUCCUCGUCAGGCUACUCCUCUGCUGAGCAAAUCAAUCAGGAUCUGAACAUCCAGCUGCUGAAAGAUGGUUACCGCCUAGACGAGAUCCCAGACGACGAGGACCUGGAUCUGAUCCCGCCCAAAUCAGUCAACCCUACCUGCAUGUGCUGCCAGGCAACCUCCUCCACCACCUGUCAAAUACAGUAACCCCACCCCUCUGACCUUCUGCCCCUCCCCCUUUCCACACAGUAUAACCCCCAAUCUUCAUCUGCUGUGAGUUUCCAUCGCUGCCAGAGAGGUGACGGUGAAGCAUUGGUAGAUUGUUGUAAUACCAGUUAAGUGCUAUGAUGAUACUGACAAUGAGAAAUAAUCAAAUUAACAUAUAGAAAGUUUGGUUUAAAAUCUAGCUGAGGGAAGGCAUAUUGAGAUAUUAAAUAUGUAUUUAAAAUAUUAAUAAAAGUGAUGGUUUCCUCCUAUGGUAGGACGAGCACUUGGGUUUAAGAACCUCUCUCCCGAUGUAACGUUGGUAUUCAUAGACAAAAAACAAAAGGACAUUUGAUGCUGUAAAGUGAUUCCCUUAACCUGAGAAAUAAGAAAUAUAGUCAUACCUGCUGACUCAACUGUUCUGCUUACCUGGAUUCUGGGUUGCAUUUUCUAUUUUUUUUUCUUUUUUAUGUUUUUAUUUAAACGCUUUAGUUUUCUAAACCUGUGGGUUCGGUAUGAUUGUAUGUGUUGAUGCGGAGAUAUUUUAAAAGCUUGGACUGCGGUCUUGAAUCCCCAAACACAGGCUGCUUGGUACUGUUUGUACUGUAGUGUACAGGGUUGUUAUGUAGCACAGGCCAGGUCGUUGCACUCAUUUACAACACCUUCAACACUUUUUCCACUUUUUACCCUGAUGGCUUGAGAUGAUUCAGAUCUGGGUUUUAGCAUUGAAUGUAUGAACAGGAAUCAAACUGCAUGAUGAUCACUGGACUGAAUAAUUAAAUGGGAAAUAAAGUUAGUAGCCUGUU
Messenger RNA from Notolabrus celidotus (New Zealand spotty), 1575 nucleotides. It is a transcript of the gene fam219ab, whose product is annotated as family with sequence similarity 219 member Ab. Lineage: Eukaryota; Metazoa; Chordata; Actinopteri; Labriformes; Labridae. The record is from RefSeq and is a predicted model, not a curated record. The transcript is spliced from 6 exons. Bases 194 to 772 code for a protein of 192 amino acids.